CCCAAUUGCGAUUUCCAUUUCCAAUUUAGGUCGAGUUCGGUCUCCCAAACUCCAUCGAGAGUCUACCACCUCCUCGAACUCCCCUCUCUCUCGCGCCGCUCACUCCUAGAGAUCCUCUGCCGCCUCCGGCGCUCCUCCGCUGCGCCUCUCCUUUCAGUUUGCUUCCCGAGGAGGCCUCGACGGAAUCCUCCCUCCGAGGGCGGCGUCGAUCAUGGCCGCCGAGGCGGGGGACGGGAAACCUCAACCGGGGAGGCGGCCCAGAUCCAGGCUCAUCGUCCGCCUUGGUGCGUUACUCGUCGCUCACAGCGUUCUCGUCAGUGUCGUGUGUUGCAUCGCGGGGUCGAUCGCUUUCCUCCUCCUCCCCGUCCUGGCUAAGAACACUUAUGUCUCCGAGAACGCGCUGAUGCCAGGUUCUGCCAAUCCAAUGUUUUCAUCUCACGAUGUAGUUGAAGCCAACAGAUUCUUAAAGGAAAUUCUUGACCGAGGAAGUGCAAAAGUUACAGGAACAGAAAUAGCAAAAUUGAUUGGUCAGCAUGUGGUGGAUGUGGGUGCUGAAUUGUAUUAUCACAAAUUCCAUCCUCAUGGUAAUCAGUUCCACCCUCUUCAUUUCUUCUCAUCCAUCACUAAUACUAUGGAGAUGCAAUAUAAUUCUAGCUGCACAUUGUUUGGUCUCAAUUCUGUUGGUAUUAUCCGAGCACCUCGUGGUGAUGGGAAAGAAGCAAUUGUGUUGGUAACUCCUUACAAUUCACAGAAUAUUGGACAGAGUGAAGCCUUAUCGCUAGGGCUUGCAUUCUCAAUUUUUUCACUUCUGAGCAGAGUUACAUGGCUUGCAAAGGAUAUUGUUUGGUUAGCUGCAGAUUCCAGAUAUGGAGAGUAUACAGCAGUUGAUUCAUGGCUGAAAGACUACCAUAAUCCUUUGUUCCUUAGUAAUUCAGGGAAGAUAGGUACUGGUGUAUGUUUUGAAGAAAAUAUUCUCCAUCUUCUGGAUCAAUUAAAGGUUAAAGGGCCAGGAUACAAUAUUUUCAAACGUGCUGGAACUAUGGCUGCUGCACUUGUAUUCAAGGUCAUUGAGAAGAAGGAAAAGGAGGAAAGAGAUAGCCUUACUAUAUAUGCAGAGGCGUCUAAUGGCCAGAUGCCUAAUCUUGACCUUAUCAAUAUUGUCCAUUAUCUAGCAGUUCACAGGCAAGGUCUACGCGUGAAGAUUGGAAGCAUGCAUUCUUUACUUAAAGCUGCAUGGCUCAAGUUUGUCGGUGAGAUGCUGCAACUGUUUGGCAAAUUGACUAAACACUUGAACCCCAAAUGGAAAUUUGAUAUUACAUCUGCUGAGUAUGUUGAAGGCACUGCCACACUUGCAAGCUCAAUUUAUUAUCAGGCCCUUGGUGUCCCAACUGGGUCCCAUGGUGCUUUCCGUGACUACCAAGUAGAUGCAAUUACUCUUGAGCUCUCCCCAAGAUUUUCUCUCAAUAAUGAGAAUAAUCGAUCUGCAUUUCUUCUUAGAGGUGGCAGGUUAAUUGAAGGAGUCAUACGCUCAGUAAAUAACCUUCUGGAGAAGUUCCAUCAGUCGUUUUUCCUCUACUUCUUAACAGCUCCUCAUAAGUUUGUAUCUGUCGGAGUUUACAUGAUACCAUUUGCACUGCUACUAGCUCCUCUUCCCAUAGUUUCUGCUGCUCUCUUUUCUGGUAAUGAUAAUUUGGGAGUUUCAACAGAAAAAGUUAACCAGGAACCUGGAUGUAUUGGUUCCAGUGACACGGAACUCCGCUCUGGAUCAUGGAAAUGGCUUCAGGCUGCCAAAGUGGUAUUCAUGAUCCACUUGUGGGCAAUCAUCGUGUCCUUGUUACCUUAUGUGCUCUCCCAAUUCCCCCUUACGACCCCUAUAACGCUCUUGUUAGUUUGGGCUGCACUAUCCAUUUGUAUCCUGCUGAUCUUCUACCUCAUUUUUGGUGCUUGUUCUACCCAUUGUGGAUGGGAGCUUCUAAAAUCUGUGAUGAUAGCUGCUGCUUCAACAGGACUGAGCUUAAUGUCCGUCAUCAAUUUCUCAACUGCACAGAUUGGAGCCAUGCUGAUCGUUCCAAUGUGUUUGUUAGUUCAACCUCUAAGGAAGCAGAUGCAGGCAGGUGUUUGUCGGAAGGCAGUACUGGUGAUCUGUAACUUAACAAUUGCUGUGGUUGGGUUUCCACCAGUUGCAUUACUAAUAGCGAAAGGCGUGUGUGAGGAUUUUGGAAAGGCUGGUGUCGGCGCCUUUUGGGAACUGGCGCAGCUCUUGUGGUCAUGGAACAGCGCCACUUACCUCUACCUGCUAUGGAUUCAUCUCCCUUGUUGGGUUCUUUGCUUGCAUAUUUUGCUGUAUCCUUGUAUUGGGAGGUCCUCCAAGGCAUGAAGAACAGUGUUAUGAUCUAUGAUUUGACAUGAGUUGUAACUGAUGACUGAUUUAUAGAGGAAACUGUUUAGCUUUGUUGAUGCC
Messenger RNA from Musa acuminata subsp. malaccensis (wild Malaysian banana), 2461 nucleotides. RefSeq lists its product as uncharacterized. Gene Ontology annotation, biological process: attachment of GPI anchor to protein. Lineage: Eukaryota; Viridiplantae; Streptophyta; Magnoliopsida; Zingiberales; Musaceae. The record is from RefSeq and is a predicted model, not a curated record. Gene Ontology annotation, cellular component: membrane; GPI-anchor transamidase complex.